Penicillium nucicola is the source of this 1068-nucleotide messenger RNA. RefSeq lists its product as uncharacterized. Gene Ontology annotation, molecular function: alpha-1,6-mannosyltransferase activity. Gene Ontology annotation, cellular component: mannan polymerase complex. Gene Ontology annotation, biological process: protein N-linked glycosylation. Bases 1 to 1068 code for a protein of 355 amino acids. The transcript has a single exon. NCBI's taxonomy places the organism in Eukaryota, Fungi, Ascomycota, Eurotiomycetes, Eurotiales, Aspergillaceae. The record is from RefSeq and is a predicted model, not a curated record.
AUGGGACGCUUUCACUACCUCCUGGGGUUGCUGCUCCUAUUCAUCACAUCCUCUCUUUGGAUAGCUCUCAAACUGCGCCAUGACUCGGCAGGUUUUGCACUUGGGUUCGACUCAUGCAUAUGCUCCGAGGAUGUCAAAGUGAGCAACAAAUCUCCUGCAGCUACGCCAAUCAUUUUGCUUUCGCCUCAAUCAACAGCCACAAGCACCCAGUCAACACCAACAUCACUCCCUGGAAAACCCAGCUAUCUCCCUGUGAAGAACUAUCAUGGACAUCAAAAACACUCGGCAUUCCCGGCCAAAUUAUGGCAAAAGUCCGGACCUAUGGGGAUAAACCCAGAUCGACAAGGCGAAAUAAACAGCUGGUUGCAAAAGAAUCCAACCCUUCGACAUGAAAUUCUCACCGAUGGGAGUGCAGAACGGUACGUCCGCGAACAAUAUGCAGACUACCCGCAAGUUCUCGAUCUCUAUACAUCCCUCCAAGUGCCGAUCCUCAAGGCCGAUCUACUCCGCCAGCUGAUUCUUUAUGCCGAUGGAGGAAUCUGGAGCGACCUCGACGUGACGUGCCAUGAACCAAUCGACACUUGGAUUCCAAAUGAAUUCAUUGGCAAGGCAACGGUGGUUGUUGGGUUGGAAUUUGAUGGAAUCCAAUUUUCAAGUUGGACUGUCAUGGCCAAACCCAGGACAAGUCACAUCGUCGCCGUGAUCCAGUAUGUCACCAAGAUGCUGGAGGAUUCUGCAACACAGCACAACGUCACCAUGGCUAAUCUGUCCAUGGAAAUGAUCAGCGACGUCGUUGAUGUGACGGGACCCCAGGCCAUGACCCGCGCGCUCUUCCAAAAUUUGGAGUUGGAGAUGGGCGUUCCUAUGGGACGUGACAAUAUCACAAAUAUCACUCAGCCGACACUCUUCCAGGAUGUUCUGGUUCUUCCUGAUGCGGCAUUUGCCGCUGGACAAGGCGGUUGGCCAAAGGAUCGUGGCCCCUAUCUCGUGGAACACCACUAUGCUGGUUCUUGGAAGAACAAAGAAGGUGGCGAGCAAGCAGAUGGCAGCAAACAGAGUGAUUCAUAG